Aspergillus tanneri is the source of this 2583-nucleotide messenger RNA. Its product is annotated as patatin-like phospholipase family protein. NCBI's taxonomy places the organism in Eukaryota, Fungi, Ascomycota, Eurotiomycetes, Eurotiales, Aspergillaceae. The coding region runs from base 1 to 2583 and encodes 860 amino acids. Gene Ontology annotation, biological process: arachidonate metabolic process. The record is from RefSeq and is a predicted model, not a curated record. Gene Ontology annotation, cellular component: membrane. The transcript has 7 exons.
AUGGCUUCUUGUGAGCACGUCGUGUGCCUACGCCACGUAGAAAACGAACGGACAGGUGAGAUUAUACUCGAGGACACCGGUCGGCUCUGGCGCGUGAUUCAAGAGCUGCCAAAUCCCUCCACUCAAACACCCCAGCUGGCGCUAUUCAUCGGUACUAAUGCCAAGGAUACUGCCCUGAAAAACAUUUUCCCGCAGAACAAUAUUAGCCGACGAGGGGAGAAGGGGAAUAUCAACCUUCGCCUUCAAACGGAUUCAAUAAAUCAUGACGCCCCAUUGUUCUUCGCCGAUAGUAGCCCCUGGAAGCCUAGUCUGUAUACAGUCAUUGAUAUUCUCUACGCAAGACUGUUAUUCCUGUUCAGUGAUGUUAUCUGUGUUUUUGCAGAUGACUUCUCCAGCGUCCAAGCCGUUCUUCUACGUUUGAUGACAUGGGCGGAGAUUGGAAGCGCAAUGCCAAUCCUGCCAGAACUACGCCCUCGGUUACUCGUUGUAGUCUCAGAAGACGGUCCGCAUGAUGCUUCACAGUAUGAGGAACUCCAAAAUAUGCUUCAGUCUUAUACCAUACAAUUGAAAAAUACCUUCUCCGCGGUUAAGAUCUUUCAGCUUGCAGGCACGUACCUGUCUCCAUUGGCACGAUAUCAAAGACUUCAACUUGAAAUUCGGAGCCAAACUCAGCAGAUGUUUGAUAUACGACAACGAACCCACAUGCUUCUGUCUGCCUUACAUUUUGCAUCCCUUUUUGUGAAGGCGGUCGAGCAGACAGCCCAAAGUACUUCUCAAGAUUUUAACUUUAUCACCGUAUCUCGCAUCCGCAACGAAGUGGGCAGUGACUACCUAGAGCACUUACAGACGUUUCUCGAGCUCGCUCGCCGUCAUAAGACCCCGUAUGAUAGCGUCGCCUCGUUCAUUGCCUCAAGUAUUAUAAUGGACGCAUAUCCACCUCGGAUGCACCGCUUUCCAAUUGAGCAUGUGUUCAAUGUGCUAUAUCGUGAACACUGUUACAGGGCGCUAGAGACGUCCUACAAUGACAUGGAAAAGCGGAUCAAGCUGCAAUGUAUCCUUGACGAUCAUGGUAAGCUCACAGUUGACCUCAAACCCAAAACCGCCGGUAUCAGGGCUAUUGGUGUGGAUGGUGGUGGCUCUCGGGGUGCGACAUCUCUCGAAUUCUUGGAAGGACUACAGAAACUUCUUCACCAUUUGCCGCUGCAUGAAAUGGUGGAUAUUUCUUGCGGCAGCAGUUCAGGUGGCAUGAUUGUACUCGCAAAAUUUCACUUGCAAUUGCCAGUAGAACGGUGCAUUAAAGUGUUUGAAUCCUUUGCCAUUCGCUGUUUUAAGCGCUCCAAGUCCUUAUUGGGAUUCAUCAAAUCUGCCUUGAACUACGUCGUCACAGAUGCGAUUUACGACGAGACUCUGAUUGAGAGUUUGAUGAAAGAAAUUUAUGGGUCCAGCUCUACAUUCUUUGGUCACGCUUCCAAUACUGUCCCAGGAACUCGAGUUGCAGUCACUGCAAUGACCCAUGGUAGCCUUCGAACAAUUUUUACUAAUUACAAUGCCUCAGCCAAGAUACACCAGGAUAGCGUUGGUAGUUCCCUCACCCCUCGAUUCCAAGACACAGGCUAUAUUGCAAUUCGACCAAAGGAAAUUAACGAAGAGCCCUUAAUAUGGGAGGUAGCCCGAGCUACUUCAGCUGCUCCAGUAUUUUUCAAACCAGUUAAGAUGAACACCGGGGACUUCUGGGAUGGUGCUCUUGGGUUCCCUAAUCCAACUGAGCUGGCGAGUUGGGAAGCUUACAGACUGUGGCCUGAGAGCGUUGUGGAUGUGGCGAUCUCACUCGGGACCGGAGAAGAACCAAAACCUCCAAGAUCAACGAAUUCACGCUCUCGCCUCCUAGAUGCUUUUAACCUCCUAUUAGAUGGACAGCUACAAUAUAUGAACAUGAAAGGUGCUAGCUCAGAUCAGGAGCUACUACGGCUGAACUCACGAUUGGCGCGGGCCAUCCGGCUUGACGACGCUGAGAGUAUCCAAGAACAGAGACAUUACAUGCACCACUAUCCACCCACACGUCAGAACCUGAUUGAAGCUGCAACUGCUUUGCUGGUGUCUAAUUUUUAUUUCCAGCUUGAUCGUCCGGUCAUGUACAACUUGGGGGUUUACUAUUGCGAAGGGUCGAUCCACUGUCGUGGAGAUUAUCACCAGGUAGCCCAUGCCUUGUCCGAGCUUUACUCCCCGCAAAUAGAAUUCUUAACGAAUACGGAAAUUCUUUCAAUAUGUGAUUUAGGACAAGAUAUCUGCGCAGUAUGUCAUCGAUAUCGGAAAGAGGUAAGCUUUACGGUGCGGCAUCCCACUGAUUCGAUCACCAUCUCCAUGCGCAUAGACAGCCGUGUCACUCGGAAAAUCAGCGGAUUCCCCCGAAGCAUGUCCUGGUUUCAGCAGCAUCAAGGAUUUAAUAAUCAUUUUGGCACCUCCAGCCAUGAUGCUCCCGGGGAAAUUCGCUGUCUUGGUUGUACUAAACACAGUGACUUGGGAGCACAGAAGCGAAAGGGGAAUCCCUCUCUGUAUAGAUAUCCAAAACGGAUAAAACACUAG